This is a messenger RNA of Seriola aureovittata, 8424 nucleotides long. It is a transcript of the gene mllt1a, whose product is annotated as MLLT1 super elongation complex subunit a. Gene Ontology annotation, cellular component: super elongation complex. The transcript has 12 exons. The record is from RefSeq and is a predicted model, not a curated record. Gene Ontology annotation, biological process: regulation of DNA-templated transcription. NCBI's taxonomy places the organism in Eukaryota, Metazoa, Chordata, Actinopteri, Carangiformes, Carangidae. The coding region runs from base 107 to 1888 and encodes 593 amino acids.
CUUCCGCUUCUGGGCUGGAUUGACACACAAUGAGGAGCAGAGGCUGGGGAGACGCUCCACAAACGCCGCUGUAAAUAAAUACAACAAUCACUGAGGCCGGAGAAACAUGGAGAACCAGUGCACAGUGCAGGUGAAGCUGGAGUUGGGCCACAGAGCCCAGCUAAGGAAGAAAGUGACAUCAGAAGGUUUCACCCACGACUGGAUGGUGUUUGUCCGAGGGCCAGAGACUGGCGACAUCCAGCACUUUGUAGAGAAGGUCGUCUUCCGCCUGCAUGAGAGCUUCCCCAAACCCAAGAGAGUAUGCAAGGAGCCUCCGUACAAAGUGGAGGAGUCGGGCUACGCAGGCUUCCUCAUGCCUAUUGAGGUUUACUUCAAGAACAAGGAGGAGCCAAAAAAGGUGUGUUUCAACUACGACCUCUUCCUUAACUUGGAGGGCAACCCCCCGGUCAACCACCUGCGCUGUGAGAAGCUCACCUUCAACAACCCCACCAAAGAAUUCAGGAGAAAGCUGAUCAAAGCUGGAGGGGUAUUGGUGGUUCCAGAGGGAGCUGAAGCUGUGUCCAGACCCAGUCCAGAUUACCCGAUGCUCCCCACUAUCCCCCUCUCUGCCUUUUCAGACCCCAAGAAGACCAAGACCUCUCACGUGUCAAAGGAACCCAGCAAAGAAGGAAGCGGUGGCAGCAGCAAAGGACCCAAACCGCACAAGCUGACCAAGGAGCAUCGUGAACGGCCCCGAAAAGACUCUGAGAGCAAAACCACGUCGAAAGGAGACAAUGACAGAGAUGGAAGCAGCAAAAGUGGCCGCGAUCCUUCCUCUUCCUCAUCCUCGUCUUCAAAAAAGCCGGCAGAGAUCAAAGUGAAAGAUGAAGUAAAGGUCUUACCCAAGGCUGCAUUCAAGGAGCCUAAACUCACCCUGAAGGAGUCAAAGAUGGAGGGCAUGUCCCCUAAAGGGGGGGGGGCUGGGAGCGGAGGGGGUGGUGGGGGAGGAGGCGGGGGAGGGCCUGCAGAGUCCAAAGCUCCAGGGAAAAGGCCCUCCACUGUGGAGUCUCCCAAACCCAGCGCAAAGAAGCAGAAGAAGGGCAGCUCUGAGGGGCCGAAGGGGCCGGUGAGUGGCGCCUUCACAGGAACUUCUCCUCGUGUCUCAUCCUCUUCUGCUGCUAGCCAGCCCUACGCUGAGAAGAAGCCUCCCAAGGAAAAAGGUCGCUGGGCGAAAAGCAAAAACGACACACAGGAGCUGAAGGAGCCUAAGAAACUUCCAGAGUCGGAAGAGUCGAAUUCAGAGGACGAAGCAUCUUCAAAGUCAGAGCAGUCGGCACCUUCCAGUCCUUCCAACUCCAGUUCCAGUUCUGACUCCAGUUCAGACUCAGACUUCGAGCCGGGACAGAAACAAGGGCAAGGCCCCCUACGGUCUAUGGUGGAGGAGAUCCAGUCAGAAGAGUCAGAUGAUGACGACAGCAGCUCAGAGGAGGAGACCCCCAUCAAGACCAACCCCCCCAACCGCGACUCUCGACUCAGCCUGGACAGUGAGAGUGACAGCAGUGACGGCUCGCACCGCCCAAGUCGAGACCCUGCGCCGCCCCCACAGAAACACAGCUCCUCCAAUAACAAACUGUCGGGCAGAAAGAGUCCAGAUUCCUCGUUUCGCUCGGAGAAGGUGUUGAAGAAGGGAUACGACAAGGUAGGAAGGGCCUACACAGAAGAACUGGUGGACCUCCAUCGCAGACUGAUGGCUUUAAGAGAGCGUAAUGUCCUACAGCAGAUUGUCAACCUGAUUGAGGAGACGGGCCACUUCAACGUGACCAACACCACCUUUGACUUUGACCUCUUUUCACUGGACGAGUCCACUGUCCGCAAACUACAGAGCUACCUGGAGGCGACGGCCACGUGACAGGAAGUGGAAAUCAGCGUGUGGAUGGCUGCAGCGGCGGAGGUAGAUUCGUCACUGCUUCUCCUCUUUAAGGAGGUGACAAGCAGCUACAUCUGUCGCAGCUGUUUCGCAGCCCUGACUGAACCAUCGAACAACUACCACACAAACAGAAACACAUGAACAAACACAAGCACACAUGAAGACACACCACCUUCACGUGACGCUGGGGAGGGAGGGAAGAGGAGGAGGAGGAGGAGGAUCGGGAUGUGUGGAAGGGAGCACUGGGGGAGCUGAUCUCCGUCUAAAGUCAGGAUUUUCACUACACAUCUCUUUUUUUGAGUCUGUGCAGAGCUGUGGAAUGCACCCCCCCACCCCACCCCUUUCACCCUCCUGCAAUCAUAUUGCUCCCGCCUUUGAGAACCCAAUACUUCCCCUCCUCCUCUUCCUCCUCCUCCUCCUCCUCCUCCUCCUUCACACGCACACUCCUUACUCGGCAGAACACUCCAGUUCCCUUCCCCCUGCUGUCAGCUGGAGCUCAUUUCUCUCCCGACAUACUCUCAAGUCGUGUGUGUGUGUGUGUGUGUGUGUGUGCGUGUGUGUGCGUGUGUGUGCGUGUGUGUGCGUGUGUGUGCGUGUGUGCGCGUGUGUGCGCGUGUGCAUGCGAGCACUGCUGAGGUUUAAGAGGAGAUGUUGUCUUUGUGGUUACUGACUUCUCUUUGUUCGUGACGCUUGAGCACAAACAACAGCCGGUUUCCUUCCUUCACCUAAACACAUACACGCCAAACAAAUAUACAUUCAGGUAACACUUUAGUUUAACCCCCCCCACCCCCCCCCCCCCCCCCCCCCCCCCCCCCACUUAGCAUUUACAAGGCACUAUAUUAGCAUUAAAUAAAUAUUUUAUAACACAGUGCAAUGUACUUGUAAGUAUGUGUAAGUGUUUAUUAAUGUACAAAAUUGGCCCGAAUAUAAGACUAACCCGAUAAUGUUUUUGGAAGAAGACACUUUUACACUAGUCCAGUUAGGGAAGAGAGUCCUCACCAUCGAAGCUUUUUCUGUGGAAAAAGUGAAACACAAAAUGAUGCCAUUAAAGCUGAACGUCAGUUACAUACUUACUUUCUUGUGUCAGGGUCUUGUAAGCGGCCAAAAUUAUUGUCUCUGAGCUGCUGUGACAGUGGUAAUUUUUGGCUGCUGGACAGAUUUUCUUCUUGGUUAAUUUCUGCAGGAAAGACUAGUUCUCACUCGUGAUGAAUUUACUUCUUCACAGUAAAACACAGCCUCCAGAAACUGCUGACUGACUCUUAACAGACACGAUAAACAGACUUGAAGACGCUCGUUGUUCUAGCAACAUUAAGGCAGUAAACAACCCAUAAUUCAUCACUCUGUAGGAGCUGGUGUUACAGCGGUACUCAGUUCAAAAAGAAUAUCUAAUGUUAUGAGCACAUGAUUCUCUUGUUCUGGUGGGACAAACACCACCUUUCAAACUAUUUUAAGAAAAAAUAUUGUCUUAUAUUUGGGUGAACAUGGUAUUUGUCAACAACUGUCUCCUUGUGUGAGCACCCAUAAGAAACAGUUAAUGAAUACAACACAGCUGUACAGGUGUAAACUCAGACAUAUUAAAUUAACAAUAAUGUAAUACUGAUUAUAAUGGUCAAAUCUUCACAUUAGGGAAUCUGGAAGCAUGAAUUUGACUGAGAUGGAUAAUCCACACAGUCGCAGAUCAACUAAUGGUUGAGGCUUUAGUAGUAAUAUAAAAUAAAUUGUAACUGCUGACAGAUAAUGUACAUUAAUAAAUACUUGAAAACGUCCCUGAAGCUGCUAACAACUACAUCAAAGUGUGUUUAUUAUAUAUUUAGUGCUUUCAACGCUACAUGGGGGGGUUAAAGGAAAGUGGUGGCCAGAUUCAUGCACAUGUUUGUCUCCCAGGUCCUUAUAUUUAACACUGUACAUGAAGACACUGAGACGUGUGCUGUGUGUUUGUGUGUGUGACUGUUUCGGAUGAGGUUUCUCUGUUGUCUGAACAUCUGAAAACAUAUGUUCUGUUGAGUUUCCCCCUGUACUUCCUCGCACUGAAAGCUGAGCCUUGACCUCCUACCAACAGCCCCUCCACCCCCACCCCUUCCCACUGAAGCCCCCUCACUCCAUCCCUCCUCUUCACCACUCUCCUCCUCCCCCCUGUUAUUCCCAUAUUGGCGUGCAUGAAAGGGCUCGACUGCUCGCGGCCAGAGCAGUAGAGGAUCCCUCCUGAAUUGCCUUCUAAGUGGUGGGUAGGGUGGGGGGGUUAAAAAAAAAAAAAAAAAAAGCCGUGAAAAAGUAGCCAUACUUGUCUCCCAGAAUCCAAAAAUAAGAAAAAUAAAAUAGGGGCCACGCUUUUUUACAUUUUAUUUUUCUACAAGUGCAUUUUGUGUAUUUAUUCCCAGACUGCGGUUAAGAUAACCUGUGAGCUAUGAAUGUAUAUCGCUUUUACUUUUCUACGGCUAGCAACAGCCACACUCUAGUGCCUUUUUCUGCGACUUGCAGUGUGAGGGGGGGUGUGCGCUCUGUUAGCCAUGGUCACACAGAUUGAACCCCCCUCCCUCAAAAAAAAAAAAAAUACCCCCCUCGGGGAAACAAGUGUUAAGUGGGAUGCCUGAAUAUCCAGUAUUGUCUUAAUGGCUUUCAUCCCUGAUUCUCCUUUUCCAGUGUCUUUGUUGGCUGUUGUCCUUUUUAUCAGUGAUAUUUCUGUUAAUCAAGCCUGCUAGAAAUUUCAAGACAGCUAUUUUUCAUUGAUGGUGGUCAUGUUCUUAUGUUUUUGCUUUCUGAGAUUAGAGUCGGUGUUCUUAAGAGGAAGCGUCAGGUGACUGUGGUAGUUACUUACAUUAAUUAGCCCUAGUAACAGUUGCUUUCAGCUGUAUUGUGUGUUUUGUGAGACAGUCGUCAUUGAAUAGGGUCGGGGUUCCCUCUUCAAGAGGUUUGAAGUAUUUGAACCAACAGUGGAGCGUUUGAUACCAAGUUAGCAGCACUUGAGCAGCAUCAACAAAGGACAUGUAGGCAGAAAUAUAAGCUAAACAAAGCACUCCUUGUGUUUUCUUUCCCUAAAUAUUUAUAAUGUCUUUCUCAGGGGCUUGCAUCAUGAAGCAAGAUUACCAGGUUAGAUCAGGCUGACCAGUCUCAUAAUGCUGGAUCCCUUUAACCAUGUUACAUCACGAAAUCCAGAGAGAAGCAUCAGUCCGAGGUGACGACUUCAAAUUUGUAUCAUGCGACCAACCGCCUAAAAAGCAAAGAUAUUCAGUUUACAAAGAAGCUGAAUUUUUAUUGCUUGAAAAAUUGCAAACGAUUGUUAGGUUAUUAUUACUAUUAUGAUUAAUAUAAAACAGCGAAGCGUAACUAUAUUAUAAUUCCCACUUUUGCAUAUUAACUUCAUCAUUUGAUUAUUGUUAUUAUUUUCUACUAUUUAUAUUAAUAUAAUAUAAUUGCCUACUUAUCUUCUGUAUCUUUUUAAAUCUGAAUAUCACCUUUUACACUCAAACAACCUGAUUUCCCCACAGGGAUCAAAAGUUUGAUCUUGCAGUAAUUACACUGCUCUUUGGCUGUUGAUGUGGCAUUUGAUUGGCUUCUUGUUUCACUUCAUUAAUGUAAACAAACUCGUGCGUACUUUGGUAAAUUGUGGGUUAACAAUGCCAGGGACCAGCUUAGUGAGACUGGUUUCCAGGAUUGCCAGUGUUAGGUUUUGUGAAGCCAGAAAGCUCAAAGAAAGCCAGAGUGAGGUGAGCUUGCUUUGUGAUUCAGGCCCCUGGUGUGUUAGUUCCUGUGGCCCCUUAGGCUUCACACAAACACACACACACACACACACACACACACACACACACACACACACACACACACACACACACACCAACCCACUGUGGUACAAAGCUUCAAUGAAAGAUUCCCUCCCUGCCUCCCUCCCCUCCUCUUCAGUCUUCUUCCUGCCAACAGUGUUUUUAUUCUGACGCUUCGAUAGCUUUAAUACUUCGCUCCGUUCUUCUGUUGCCUGCCUGGCUCAAUGACAUGUACACACUCCCUCUGCCCUUACUGUAAACGCCGUCUGAGCACGGAAAAUAGCAUAAAAGAAAACCUGGAUCCCUGCCGCCUUAUGUGCCCUGCAGUAACCCCCCCCCCCCCCCCCCCCUCCUCCUGCCCUCACCUCUUCCCCUUCAUUUUCUCUAGGUGUGCCUCUGGCAACAGAACUUCAGGCCGUGAUUACUGAGAAUGAACUUUGCAACUGUGUGAGCGACGUUUGUGAAUCUGCGAGUGUGUUUGUCAGCGAUAGGAGAGAAUUUAAAAAAAAAAACACAACUUUCCUUCCUGUCCCCUUCUCUGUGCAUCGAUGUGGGAACUUUUAAGUCCUAGUUCAUGAACUUUGACCUUUGACCAGGCACUCAUUCAGUCCCUUUUGGUGGUGGAGAGGGGGAGUUGCGUGAGGACUCGAGAGAAGACCCACUGUCUAUCCACAGUCAAUGUUUUAUUUAUGGACCUCUGCACUUUUGGCUGUGAUGACUUCAGUACUUAAGUAGUUACCUGAACUGUAUUUUUAAGGAUUUUAUACAAUAUUUACAUGCAAUACAAUAUGAAUUGAUUUUUUUUUUUUUCUUUGCAAAACUUUGUUUGUUUCUUAUUUAAUUGUCUUUAUUUCAGCAUGUUUGGUCACUAUUAUUCACAAACAAACAUGCCCGUUGAAUCUAUUUUAGGCGUAAAAUGUUAUGGGGAUGUUCCUUGUAUGUUUUUGUGUAUCAUGAUUCUGAUGACAGCUGAACACCAAGAAGCAGGUGUUGGAAAAUGUUUGGUGGAUGAGCUAAACUUUAUCACCCUCUGCUUCCAGUACAAAUAACUGGACCAGAACGAGGACAUGAGGAGUCCACACUUCGGUUCAGGGAACUGAAAACUGUUGAGCUAAAAGUUUUAUUUUCUGUGUCAUGUUCAGUUAUGAUUUGUUUUGUUUUAUUUUUCUACUCAUUAAUAGAAGUCUGUACCCAAACAAAAACUGUCAUCUUCACAUAAUUUUAUUGUGUUAUGAUAGAGUGAGCCUGAAGAAACACACCAAUAGGAAACAAUAGAGUUGCGAAGUUGUGGAGCUGUUUUAAGCCAUUCAUUUUUCCUAUAGACAUCGUUAUGUGACAAUGUGAGCACUGUUACAGCUUGGAUCUGAAGUCCCGUCCAGGCUAGCCUCUUCCAUUAGCUUCUGUAACUCAGUGCAAUCUUUCAUUUAGCAUUUUUUUUUCAUCAAUCUUUCUGUGUUCCUGGAUAUUACUUUCCAUAUUCUCUUGCACUAGCCAUAAGAAACUGAAACUUUUGUCAUUUUAACAACAACAAUUAAACAAUUAUUUUUUGAGCACAGGAAAAACUGCUCUCAUUAAAAUAAACUACAAGCACAGCAGCGCUUGUAGUUACAUCAUUGUAACAUGGUUUUGUCCACGUUAUCUUUCCAUAAAACUCUCUUCUUAGGUGAUUUUCUCAUCUGUCUAGUUGUAAUCUUUGUUGUGUAAAACCUUCAGUGUUCAGUCCUCUCUGACCUGCUGUUAUCACAGGCAUGCAUAAGAAGAUAUCUGGUUAACUACAACUCCCAAGAGGCAAUUCGGCAAAAUUCUGCAGAUUAAAUCUGUUCACUUUUAAAUUUUUUGUCACUUUUAGAUGAAUUCAGUAACUAUGUUGCCUCGUUUUUAUCAACAACUGUGACAAGGAAUCAUUUUGAAUUCACUGCUGUUCUGACUCGCACACCCAACUCGUUUCUUCUCCAUGGCAGUGGGGGCUGAGGCUUGUGGGUAUUGUAGUAUUUUAGAGCCGUCCACUAUGCCUAAAAUAUAAAGAGAUAAAACAAGAUUUCUUUGAAACCAAGUCGAAAUAACUGAAAAGGUAGUCAUUAAAUAAACCUGUAUGGUGGUUAGAUUAUUCAGGAGAGUCCUGUGUUUCUGUUACGUAACACUGAGGAUGGUGAUGAAAGUAAAAAUUGAUAAUGGGAACACAGAAUGGAGAAAAACACUCCUUCCACUUCACAACUCUAUGAGCAGAUCUGUGGGAGUGGAGCAUUUCAGCUGCAACUAUAUUAUAUAUAAUAAGUGUAUAAUACAGCAAGGGUAGAAUAUCUACUGUGUGGAUCUUAAGAGGACAAGGAAAAAGCAAAAAUAUAGAGCAAAUGGUUUGUUGCAAAUAUGUGGAGGGGGGAGGGAGGGGGCAUGUGCAGACGGGGUGUUUCCUGUGUCAGUGGUCGUCAUAAUGUGUCUGUGACAAGGGGACAGGGUUGCCUGUAUUUAUAAAGGUUUUGAUUUUUUUUUUCUUUUUUGUUUAAACUGAGGCAUAAAAGGUGUUGGGGGGGGGUGGAGUCUGAAAUGUGUCCAUAUAUGUGGUCAAAGCUACAAACGUCGGGCAGAACAAAUGAACUGGAUGGCAGAAGAACAAUUUGGUAUUUUUAAAAAUAAAAACUUGGCAUUACAAUGCCACCAUGUGGCCAUAUGAUGCAAGUUGUUAACAAGGACAAAACAUGUUAUUUUAAUGUUAUUUUUUAUUUUGAAAUCAUAUUAUUAAUAAAGUCAUUAAGUACUGUU